Durio zibethinus is the source of this 1539-nucleotide messenger RNA. Its product is annotated as MAK16 protein-like protein. Gene Ontology annotation, cellular component: nucleolus; preribosome, large subunit precursor. The record is from RefSeq and is a predicted model, not a curated record. Lineage: Eukaryota; Viridiplantae; Streptophyta; Magnoliopsida; Malvales; Malvaceae. Gene Ontology annotation, biological process: maturation of LSU-rRNA; maturation of 5.8S rRNA.
AGGCGAAAACAAACCGGGUAUUACAAAAAUACCACUCCCUCCCUCUAACAUAAAACAUUAGAACUUAAAACCCUAAACCCCAAAAUCUCUAAACUUUUCUUCGUUUCGUUAGGUUUUUUUUUUCGUCGAAUUUCUGUCUCUAAACUGAGGAUUUUUGAAAACUGAAUAUCAAGAUAUCCGCUAUCGUUCUUUUUGACCUGAGUUAGUAAAUCAAAGAAGAGAGAUGCAGCACGACGAGGUGAUAUGGCAAGUCAUUAGGCACAAACAUUGCAGUUUCAUGUCCAAAAUCUCUACUGGGAUUUUCUGUAGGAACCCUUAUAACGUUACUGGGAUCUGCAAUCGUAGUUCCUGCCCUCUUGCUAAUAGUCGCUACGCCACUAUCCGCGACCACGAUGGGGUCUUUUAUUUAUAUAUGAAAACUAUAGAAAGAGCUCAUAAGCCCAAUGAUUUAUGGGAAAGAGUAAAAUUACCCAAAAAUUAUGAGAAGACACUUGAAGUUAUUGACAAGCAUCUGAUGUAUUGGCCGAAGCUCCUUGUGCACAAAAUAAAGCAGCGUCUGACAAAAAUGACCCAAAUGCGUAUCCGCAUGAGGAAACUUGCCUUGAAAACAAGGGAGAAGAUAAUGACUACACCCAGAAAGGAGAAGAAGAGAGAGACUAGAAGGGAGGAAAAGGCAGAAAAAGCUGCAGUUCUGGAUAAGGCAAUUGAGAAAGAGUUGCUUGCUAGGCUUGAAAAUGGAAUUUAUGAUGGCAUAUACAACCUUCCCUUCAAUAAAUUCAUCGAAACUCUUGACACAGAUGAACUGAAGGCUGAGGAUGAAAAUGAAGAGGAAUCUGAAGUUGAAUAUGUCGAGGCCAACUUUGAACUUGAAGAGGAAGAUGAUAUAGAAGAUUUGGGUAUGAAGGAUUAUCACAUCAGUAAUGAUAAUGCAGUUGACGAUGAUGAUGAUGAAGAAGUAAAUGCAGUUAAAGAAAAGCGAGUGAGAAGAUGGUCUAAGUCUGCCCAUGAAAAGUCUGAGAAAGAUGAACCUGGUACAAAGUUGAAAAAGAAAUCUAGGAUUCAUGUUGAGGUUGAUCAUGAAGAUGGUGGUGAAAGGCAGAAAGCAACCUUUUGAAUCUCAGUGGCUUUGAUUCAUCAAUCAACAAAUGCCAUAGAAGUCUACUUAUAUGGUAGUUCGAAGUUGUGUGAUGUCAUCCCACUUGUGUGCGAAUGAAUGAAACUCGAAGAGGCUUAGCAUAACAUAAAACCCCCAGAACCCUACUUAACCAUCUGCCCAGCACCUUUUCUCCCUUGUUUAAAAAAAAGGGGGAAAUAAAAGGAAGGAGAGAGGAAAAAAAAAAGAAAAGAGGGAAGAGAUUUUUGUUUUUGUAAUUUUAAUCGCUUUUUAACUAUGCUUGCAAGCAAAGGUUUCUGAAAGAUGUCUCAAGGUGUAGGCUAAAUAAAUACAAACUGAAACUAAGAAGAUUGGUAAUUGCCAAUGCACGCUUUUCUUUUCUUUUUCUUUUUUUUUUUUUUGAAUUAUAUAGUUAAUUUUACUCA